Corylus avellana is the source of this 951-nucleotide messenger RNA. RefSeq names its product protein CORTICAL MICROTUBULE DISORDERING 6. NCBI's taxonomy places the organism in Eukaryota, Viridiplantae, Streptophyta, Magnoliopsida, Fagales, Betulaceae. The record is from RefSeq and is a predicted model, not a curated record.
AUGGCAAAUUUGGGUUCUGGGGUUCUCAUGAAGCUUCUUGGAGAAAUGGGUGUGGAUGAAAAGGUGUCAGAGGAUUGUAAACCUGUUUUGUUGCAAAUCAGAAGCAUAAUUCCUGUGCUGGCAGAGGGUGAUCUUUGGCCUAACCAGGGUUUUUACUUGAAGGUUUCGGAUUCUUCACAUGCUCUGUACGUGUCUUUGCCUCAAGAACAAGAUGACAUGGUUCUUUGCAACAAAUUGCGACUUGGGCAGUUAAUAUAUGUGGAAAAAUUGGAGGUGGCAUAUCCGGUUCCCAUGCUUAAAGGUAUAAAACCCAUUCGGGGUCGGUUUGAGUGCGUUGGAAAUCCUAAAGAUCUUAUUCCCAUGGAUAAUUUGGUGAAGAAGAUGCGGGGAAAGUUUCGUUCUUUAAGUACUUCAAGAGUCCGUGAAAAUGAGGAGAAAUAUAGAAGAGUCUCCAGGUCUAGAAAUCGUGAUAUUGAGAGGAGUCCUUCUCAUGUAAAGAAGGUGUCUAAAAAAAAUGGUUUUGUUGACAAAGAUAGUGAUUCUGAGAGCACAAUAUCUUCUCCCUCUUCUAUGUCAGCCGUCAAGAGAAGAAGCUGGAAUGGGGUAGACAUUCCAGAAUCCCGGAUUAUCAAGCAAUGGGUGAAACCAAUUGGUCGCACUCAAAGUGCUCAAUUUCCUCCUAUUUCUCCUUCUGGGGAUGAUAGCUCAGAUGACAUUUCAAGCUCUAAAUCGGAAAGAAAAGAUAUUGGUAUAGAUAUUAAAUCCGUCAAAAGUUCCAACAAUUGUAGGAUCCUUACGUCGGCAAAAUGCUAUGAGGAGUCCUUAGAUCCUGCAGGAGUGUUCAGUUUGGUUAAGGAUGAAAAAUUGACAGAAACUACAAUUUUAUGGAACUCCCUUUCCUCAAGCUUAGUGAAUCUUGCCAAGGUACAGUUCUUUAAUUCAUUUUUAUGA